GUCUGGCUGGCCGCGGGACGCAGCCCCUGUGACAGCCCUUCCGUGUGGCGGACUUGGCGUUUCUCUGUUGAAGGGUGCAUUCGUGUGUGCGGGCGUGUCACUCCUCACUCCGGUUUUGUGCCCGUGCCGCUUAAAAUGACUUGAAUCGCGCCGAAUGAAACCUGUUCCAGUACUGCAGGUGCUGGCCGACAAUUUCAGAGCUGGAAGAUCAAAGCUGAACGAGCUAAGAAAGUUGAAUUCAUAAGAACUGCAGAAAAGCUAAAAGCUCAGCUUGCAAAUAUUGAAAAAGACAAAACUGGACAUCUUUAUAACAGGAAGAGUGAUUUCCGGGUAGAAUACAGAUUACUAGAGGAACUGGAACACAGCAUGACUGUCAGCAGGAAAAUGGAAAAAGCUAAAAUCCUGCAGCAGCUAUCAAAAAUACAAAACAAUGUGAAGAGACUUCAGCAGCAAUUAAAAGAUGUGAAGCCUACACCAGAGUUUGUUGACAAGAUCAAGGAAAUGAUGGAAGAAAUUGAAAAUGCAAUCAAUGCUUUUAAAGAGGAACAGAGGCAAAUAUAUCAACAGCUUUUGAAAGAGGAAAAAGCUGUCAUUAAUGAGCUUAGUCUCUUCGAAAGAAAAGUGGAACUGUGGGCAUUAGGGAGCUCAGCAGCAGAAGAAGUUUGGAAAUUACCAUCAGCCAGGGUCACAGUUGAUAAAACACUGGAAAAUCAUCUACCCAAAGAAGUAGUAGAGUUUGAAAGAUUUCUUCAGCGAACAGGGGGGCGGCAAGGAGGCUGGGAUGAUUAUGAUCAUCAACAUUUUCUGAAAAUACGGACAAAAUACCGAGGAAGGCUGUCAUACAUGGAUAAAGCCCUUGAGUAUCUCAGCGGAAGAACAAAACAAGAUAUAGAACAACAUGACAAAUGGUAUCAAGAAUAUGUAAUUUUACAUGAAAGAAAGAAAGAGUCAAUUAAAAAGUGGAAAGAAAAGCAGCAGCAAGAAAAAGAAAGAAACUUGAAGGAGAAAGAGAAAUCAGAAAAAAUGCUCAAGGAAAGAUGGCUACAGCAUGAAGAAGCUCAGAAACAAAAAGUGGAAGAAGAAAGAAAAAGAAAACAAGCUGCAGUUGAAGUCUGGAAGAAACAGAAAGUGGUAGCAUUUGCAAUAGAUCAAGCAUCACAAUUAAAACUAGAAGAGAAAAAGAAACAAAAAGAGAGCCAAAGCCACGUGAAGUUACUGUUAGAAAGAAAUACUUUACAAAAAAAAGUAAAGGAGGAACUUGAAAAGCUUGAAAAUGAGAAGAGAGAGGAAACUGAAAAGCAGAGAAGGAAGAAAAUUGGUGUAGAAGAAAUUUCUAGGUUUCAAGAGCAUGAUCUACAUAAACUGGGGCUAAGGGUUCUACAGAAACAUGCUGAAGAGAUAGAGAAACAAGAAAAAGAAAAAAGAUUGGCAAAGUUAAGAGAGAAGGUCGAGAUUCGGGUCACCAGAGACCCAUCCGAGUCGAAGAGAGCUUCCAAGUGCUGGGAGGAACGCAGGCAAGAGGUGGCACCAACAGCUGCAGAACCGCUGUUGCGGGUUUCUCAGAGAGCUGUCCCAGCCUGGAGAGGAGGGUCGUAGCUGCGCGCCAGCCUGUCUCUGUCGCCGGACGAAGCAGCAGACAGCACUUCGCGGGAGCAGGCAUAGAGCUGGCUUGACCCACCGCGUGUAUUACCUCUGUAUUUUGGG
This is a messenger RNA of Hirundo rustica (Barn swallow), 1704 nucleotides long. It is a transcript of the gene CCDC112, whose product is annotated as coiled-coil domain containing 112. The record is from RefSeq and is a predicted model, not a curated record. NCBI's taxonomy places the organism in Eukaryota, Metazoa, Chordata, Aves, Passeriformes, Hirundinidae. The transcript is spliced from 10 exons. The coding region runs from base 367 to 1596 and encodes 409 amino acids.